AGUGAACAGAGGUGAUUGUACUCAUACACCAAUUGACACACUCUAGUGGUUCAUGAUUCAUGGAUUAUGAUUUCAACAUAAGUAUGACUAAAUGCAUGCUAUAUUUAUAUGUAAAGCAAGUAAACAUCAGAUGUUUAUGGGUUUAACUCAGGCAGUUUCUAUGUAUAAAGUAUAGACAUUACUCAUGAUGAAAUUUUUUCGUGACUUUAAAAUUACACAACAAUUUGGAGCAAACAGCAAUAAUUGGUGAAGUAAUUUAGUCUGAUCAUAACCAUAACAUGUUGACAAUGGGAUAUUUAUACAGAGUGGUAUUUUUAAUGACAGUGGUCUCUCUGAGAUACAUAUAUGUAGAUGGCCUGUUAUGUCCAGUUGGAUAUAGACUGGUGAAAGAUGCUCUAGUUGACAGUGUUGUCUCUAAGAACUUAACAUGGACAGAGGCUGUAAUGGCAUGUACCAAAAGGAAUGGAACAAUCAUUGAUAUAAGAGACAAUCAAUCUAAAAAGAUCGUUUUCAAUGUUAUGGAGAGAUUCAAACUGGGUAGUGCCUGGAUUGGACAUUCUGGUGAUAUUGUAGAAGCAACAAAUCCAUCAGAAAUAAGAAAACCAUAUUUUAUCAUGGAGUAUAUUGAUGAUGAACAAUUUGAAGCUUCUUCAUAUUACUUCUACAAUUUGUACCUCCCAGAAUUAGCGAGAUUUAACAGUGAAAGCGCUUGGGUACCUCAAUAUGAUAGGCAAGAUCAAUGGAUUCAGGUAGAUCUGGAAGCCACAAUGUGUAUAUAUGGUAUUGUUACACAAGGUAGAAAAAAUCCAAGUUGGAGGACGACGGCUUACAAACUGCUUUACAGAAAAGAUGGUGACAACUUCCACACACUUCAGGAUAAUGGAGAAGAAGAAUUUCCUGGUAAUAGGAACGCUGUAACACCAGUUGCAAGAAACUUUACAAAACCAUUUGAUGCACAGUUUAUACGUAUAUAUCCACAAGAUUGGAUAAUCCAUCCUGCAAUACGAUUCGACCUCCUGGUGUCAAAAGAGACCUGCCCAAUUGACUUUACAUGUGGAAAAUGUCCAGCUUUAGUGAAUACAUCUCAAAGGGACUUAGCAAUCCAGUAUGAGUCAUGUUGCUCCAAGUUACCAUAUAUCUGUCAGACAGAGUCGUGUGAAUUGACAACUGAAUCCCAAUCAUCUUUGACUGAUUCAGCUAUUUUGAAUGCCUCAACAAACCCCCAUAAAGGAACACCCCCUUCCUCAAGUUCCACUGUAGGACUUGCAAUAGGAAUGGUUCUCUUUAUGAUUAUCUCAGUUAUCUUACUGAUUUUACUUGUCUUUUUAUAUCGUCAUCUUAACAAUCUUAGAACCACCACUGAUGCAGAAAAGACUGAUCAUAAUGAAAAUAACAAGAAGGAAAUACAACAAAGUGACACUAUGGUCACGCCAAACUUACAUGAUAAGACUGAACUGAACAUAAAUAACAUUGAAUAUUUUGCUAUUGACACUAAAGAUAAUGUUGAACAAGAUACAACGGUAUAUGAGGCUAUAAACACUGACUUGGACCAUACUGAAAAUGGCGAAUAUGAAUACAUUGAAGAAAAGAAAGAUGAUGGAAACGAAAUCUUGGGUAAUAAUAUGGAGACUCCAUAUAUCACUCUGACUGAUGAGGGUGUAUACAGUGAAGAGAAGAAAGUGGUUGAGAAUGAAGUGCAGGAGAAUGGGGCUAAAGAGCCUACAUUGCAUGACUCUCCAGAAGCUGUGGAUGCAUAUGAUGAUGAGAAAGUAGAUGACAGUGAAAUCCCAGAUGGAACUGAUAUGCUCAACAACGAGAUUUAUUCAGAUAAUUAGGGACGUUUAACAAACUUUUACUUUUAUGCAAAAUCAGUACAUUGGGAUAUGUCCAUAUAAAUAGCCAAAAUAUACAUUUAAGGAUGGAAGAUUUAUAACAUAAAAUACUGUAAUCUAAAAUAUCGAAUUGCUCAUACUUUAACUCGCAGGUUAUUAACUCCCAACUUAUUUUAAGCUGUGUUUAAAUAUCGAAUAUUUUAUAGGGAUUAUAGUGCUUAUCCCAAAACAAUUUCAGUAUAAAUCAAAAUACUACACCUGUAUUAGGUAUGUAUAUAAAGAAAUACUAAGCAUCUAAAAAUCAAACUGAAAGUAAAAUUAAAGGCAAAGCUAGGUGUGAAGUUAUGGCAAUAUAUUAUAAGAGAUAAUAAGACACUUAUGAUGUGUUUUUAUGUCAACAGCACUAGUAGUGACACACUGUUCUAGUCUCCCACAUUUUGUGGAUGGUGCUUCGAGCUUAGCAGUUGGUGUUCGGCAUUCAGGUCUGUAACAAAUGGCAGGUGGUGACAUUUUCAUGUUUUUUAUAAUACGCAAGGAUUAUUUUGUUUAGUGUCACCCUCCCUCAUAUGAUUCAUAAUUCAAAGGUUUUUUCAGUUCAAUAAAAUCACUUGAAUGUUUGCCAUAUUUUUAAUCACAUAAAGGAUGAAGUUUGUUUUUACGAGCAGACAAGGUUUUUUCCUUACAAACUGGGAAUUUUUAUACCCAAUUUCCUGUUUAUAAUCAUACAAAAACAUUUA
This is a messenger RNA of Owenia fusiformis, 2569 nucleotides long. Lineage: Eukaryota; Metazoa; Annelida; Polychaeta; Sabellida; Oweniidae. The record is from the annotation of a GenBank genome assembly.